Molecule: messenger RNA, 1252 nt
Organism: Camellia sinensis
Lineage: Eukaryota; Viridiplantae; Streptophyta; Magnoliopsida; Ericales; Theaceae
Source: RefSeq, a predicted model, not a curated record
CUAAAAGGCCAACUGCACCAUCCUGUCCAUGGAGAGAAUCUGCCCCCUAUAAUUUUCCUUUCCUUUUUAGGCAGCCGACUGGCAUGUCCUUCUGCUUUACCAGGUAGCAGUAGAGUAGCGGACAUUCAGGAGACUGAGAGAAUCCGACGAAGUUUGGACAAAAAUGGAGUACAACAAGAGAGCUUUUUACGGAGACUCCUCAUCCGGCUCGUCCUCCGAUCGUCUCCCACCAGCAUCAUCAUCAUCAGCUUCCAAUUCCAGUCAACAACUAUCAAACCCUUUGCCUCCUCUACAUACUCUUCGUCUCCACAGUCCUCCCAAUUCUAUGGAAGGUGAUAAAUCAGACUACUUGCCAAAUGGCAAGGCGAGUAGGAUUCGGAGCUUCCCUCAUGUUAAAGGCAACUAUGCGUUACAUGUCUACAUCCCAGUUCGUAUCCCUUCUGCUCCAAUGAAGGAGUUGGCCCAGUUUCUGAAGAAGGUCUCAUCUCGUGUACCUGGUCUAAAUGCCAUUGACAUUGACAUCCCAGUCAACAUUUUGUGCACUGAUGAUCUGAAGCUUGAACAAGUUUCCUUGGGGAGAGAAUUCCACAUAAGUUUGGGGAGAACUGUUCCAAUUCGACGGCACCAAAUUGACUCGGUGGUGGCAAUGCUUCAUCAGAAGCUUCAGUUUCAGAGCAGGUAUUGGAUUGAUUUUAAUGAGUGGGACGUUUUUGUGAAUGAUGAUCGCACGCGCUCCUUUCUUUCAAUUGCAGUUAUAACAAAAGGAUUGGCAGAGAUAAGGAAGCAGAUUCAAGCUGUUAAUGAGGUUUACAAGCUUCACAAUCUUCCUGAAUUUUAUAAGGAUCCACGCCUUCAUGUAUCCUUAGCUUGGGCAUUAGGUGACAUCAGUGAUGUACUGAAGAGAGUGGUUGAAGGGGAAGUGAGGAGAUGCACUAUAGUUGGGAAAUAUGCAAAGCCACGUAUAUUUACCUGCAAAUUUAGCGGCAUCGACUGUAAGAUAGGCUAUAAAACCUACAAAAUAUGUAAAUUCCUAGAAGACUAUGAAAGCUAAUUUUAUUUUCAAAUUUUCAGAAUACCAUAUCUACUAAAGGUCACCACUGUUGAUUGACCAACUUUAUUUCUGAAUUUCAUCCUUAUCAUCAAUUAAUUAUUUAGAGACCUGAUGUUUUGUACAGGAAAUUAUAUUGGGUCUGAUUCUAGGGUAAAAUAUGUAAAGCCACAAAUAAAGUGUGUUUGCAAUUCUCUUUCUUCU